Molecule: messenger RNA, 3217 nt
Organism: Pseudo-nitzschia multistriata
Lineage: Eukaryota; Bacillariophyta; Bacillariophyceae; Bacillariales; Bacillariaceae
Source: the annotation of a GenBank genome assembly
CAAUAAAUUUUUUGAAACCCACAACGAAUCAAAGGAUUGCACAGCACCCUUCGAUAGAACCAAACCCAAAGAAUACCGCAUGGAGAGCGACGAGGUAGAGACAAACCGAACUACAAAGGGACAGUUCGACUAAGAUUAAAAGCAGUACCGUAGGCCAGUUGCACUGACUACGCUGUACUACGGAAAGAAGUGACUCACAUUUUGCUCGUUAGCUACAAACCAAAGAAGAAAAAGAACCAAAAGCAACACACGAAGAAACCAUGAAAAGUACCAGGGAGGAUUCAGGGAGAGACAAGAAUGACCGGGGCGGUCGUGGUAAAAACGGAAGAAAACAGAGCGGGAACCAGGGGCGCGGCGGCGGAGGAGGGAGCAAGGGCGGAAGCAGGCGGUCGAAAAACAAGGGCCAAAACAACGGCAACAGAAGUUCCAAUAGGUCCAAUCGCUCGUCUUUCUCUUCGUCCUCGUCCCCUUUGGUCUACCCGCAAUACGCUACGCUGGAAGAGUGCCUCACCAGGUACAAUAGGGGGGAUCGCAACCUUAUCAGGGGAACCAUUCGCUGCUUGCCAGUGCGGGACGGACCCGCCUUUUGCACUUGCGACCGCGGGUCGCAGUCCAAGGACGUUGUCCUGGAUGGGCCGCUCGAGCGCAAUCGGGCCCUAGACGGCGACGUUGUUUUUGUAGAAAUCAUUUCCAAGCCACCGGAAGAGAAGGAAAAGGGGACAGCACCUAGUGAUCGCACACCCAGAGAGGAGCCGGGCAGCGAAACCAAAGAACAAGAAUCAGAGGACGAGUGGUGGCAAGACGACAUCGAUCAGGUGAAUCUCUGGGAUCCGGUGGUGCCAAUUGCGCACAAGAAGCUGAUUCCAAAGUCAGAUUCGUCAUCGCCUAGUGUCGCAUUCGAUAAGGAACAAAAGCACGGCAGGGUGGUCUUUGUCGUUCAUCCGAAAGAAUGGUCUAGCGAGAUCAAGUCUAAACAAAACAGUCAUUCCAGGGAUCGCUCGGCCCCCACAAAGCGUAUAGUUGGAACCCUGAAACGGCUCAAGGGGGGAACGGCCCUGCUGACAUCGUCCAACAACCGAAGCAUGCAGCAGUUUCGCCUAUCGAACGCCGACGCCGAAAAAUAUAAGGACGCCCCAGAGGGGUCGAUUUUUGCCGGAAAGUACACCUACGGAACAUGGCAGGAAACCCACAAAUGGCCCGCCUGCUCGAACCUCGAACAGUUUGGGGCCACCGGGAACAUCGAGGACGAGACAGCGGCUCUCCUGAUAGAAUUCGGGGUUGACCAUGGAGAGUUCCCUUCCCACGUUCUAGAGGAAAGUCAGACCGUUGUCGCCUCGGGACAGUAUUCCAACGGGACGGAAUCCGGAUGGAGACCCACUGAAGACAUGUAUGAGGGACGAAGGGACUAUCGAAACCAGCGGAUUUUCACCAUUGAUCCAACCACUGCAAAGGAUUUGGACGACGCCCUCCAUAUAACUGACCUAGGAAAUGGGCAGAUUGAAAUAGGAGUGCACAUUGCUGACGUUUCGUUUUUCGUGACUCCGGAUUGCGCAAUCGAUGUCGAGGCACAAAGGCGAUGCACCACCGUGUACCUCGUGGAUCGAGUUAUCCCAAUGCUCCCAAGGCCACUCUGCGAGGUUGCCUGUAGUCUCAACGAAAACGUAGAGCGUCUCGCUUUUUCUUGUGUAUGGAGGAUGAACCGUGACGGAAGCCUCGUCAAGGGACAGGACGUAUGGUACGGGAGAACCGUUAUCAAAUCGUGUGCCCGACUGGAUUAUUCCACCGCUCAAAACAUCAUUGAAAACAAGGUAGCCUAUCCAGGGGAGAACGAAAUCGACGAAGAGCUCUGGCCGGUCUCUCGGAGGCCAACAGGGGGGCACACCAUCGGACAGGUAGCCGCAGACGUCCGGCUGAUGAACGAAAUAGCCCAGGCCCGCCGCAGGCUGCGCUUCCGAAACGGAGCGGUGGCCCUCGAUGCGGUCAAGCUUACCUUUCAGCUGGACGACGACCGGGAAACACCUCUGUUGUGCGAGCCAUACAAGAUCCGGGACUCCAACAAGCUCGUCGAGGAGUAUAUGCUUCUUGCCAACUUUUUGGUUGCCCAGCGACUCAUCACCAACACUGGGCCCCGGGCCUGCCUGCGCAACCACGAGCCACCGGACUACGAGGGGCUAGAAAAGGCCGCUGCCCUGGCGAUGGAGGCCAUUGGCUUUCGCAUCGACAUUGAGAGUUCCGAGGCUGUCCAGAAAUCGCUCAACCGCCUCAGCCAGGAAUGUCAGGAUCCAAUCCUGCUUAAGUGCAUCACCGAGCUGCUCAAGAAUCCGAUGAAACCGGCCACCUACAUUGCAGCCGGCACACUCUCGCAACCCGAAUGGGCCCAUUUUGCAUUGCACAUCCCCUAUUAUACACACUUUACCAGCCCCAUUCGACGGUACGCGGACGUUAUCGUGCACCGGCUGCUCCAGGCCAGCAUCGACGGAGAGGACGCGGUCGAAGACUUUCCGAUGGAGGUCAAGGAAAUCAGCGCCAUCUGUGGUACUUGUAACGAGAAGAAAGAAGGAUCUCGCAAGGCCCAGGAGCGCAGUGAUGCCGUCUUUCUGGCCCUUUACCUCCGCAAAUUUCCCAAAAAGAGACAGCUGGCGGUCGUCACGUCAAUCGGGAUGAAAGCCUUUACAGUCUUUCUCCCCCACCUGGGGAUAUCUGCCAUGGUCUAUCUAGAUGAGCACAAACACUGGAUCGAGGCAGAAGCUUACGAGGACCCAAAAUUUGGCCGCAGGAUCAAACUAAAGCGGACCCAGACCCACAAGGGAGAGCGAUGGAAAGAACUCCUCGUCAAAAACUUUUUGCGGCUCCGGGUGACCUGCGGCUGCAGCGACAAACCCCCGUUGAACGUGAAUCUGAAGCUUGAGGGGCCGUGGGAGGGAGAUGACGAAACAAGGUAGUAGAGGACAGAUACGAAGGUGAAACGAUCGAAAAGCGAAAAGACGGAAUUGCAUCAUAACGUAGUAUGGUACCCAAUUUAAAUCAAGUGCUCAAUAGUUCUCAUCACCUAUGGAGGAUUCCAUAUCGCAGCUUAGAAUAUAGUGCUAGAUUACGAUAUUCUACAAACGUUAUUUUCAGAUAUUCUUGUACCACCAAGCCCAAGGUAAGUGAGCAAUCGUAUACGCCAAUUGAUCAGACAUUUGUAGCAGUGAAAUAAUAGAAUGGUACUAUUCCA